Messenger RNA from Penicillium cinerascens, 1704 nucleotides. RefSeq names its product putative C6 transcription factor RosA-like. Gene Ontology annotation, molecular function: zinc ion binding; DNA-binding transcription factor activity, RNA polymerase II-specific. Gene Ontology annotation, biological process: regulation of transcription by RNA polymerase II. The record is from RefSeq and is a predicted model, not a curated record. NCBI's taxonomy places the organism in Eukaryota, Fungi, Ascomycota, Eurotiomycetes, Eurotiales, Aspergillaceae. The coding region runs from base 1 to 1704 and encodes 567 amino acids. The transcript has 4 exons.
AUGGCCGGUCCAGGUGGUGGCCCUCCGCGGAAGAGCCAUACCAAGUCUAGAAACGGCUGCAAGACCUGCAAGAGGAGACACAUUCGAUGCGACGAAACAUUUCCGCAAUGUCGCAAUUGCACCAAGCACAACUGCCGCUGCGAUUACCAAGAUAUGGCCUCGGCGCAGGGCAGUCCCCCUACCUCACGGCGGGGCCCAGACCUGCUCAUGUCCCCGGAAAUUGAGAUGGAGAUUGAAAACUGGCACCGAACCGGCGUCCCUCCGUACCCCGAGCUCAUGCAGUGCCCGCAAUCCGGCUGGUCAAAUCUAUCCCGUUCAGAUUUGCGCUUGAUUCACCAUAUAAUCGGCCUCUCCAUCGACUUACAUCGCCGAGGGUUGAGUAGCUGUACCGUGUGGGCGCAGAAGAUGCCUAAUUUUCUCGCUAUUGCACUUUCAAACGACUUCGUGAUGAGCUCCAUCCUGGCCUUGUCAUCAUUCCACUUGGUCUUUCUCACGCGAGAUCAGGAGACGAAACAGUUAGCAUAUCACCACAAAGUUACCGCUCUUCGGGGUCUUCAAACGGCAAUCGGCUCGUUCUCAAAAGACAACUGCGAGGCUAUUUUGGCGGCAUCUAUCCUGCUGUCCUGGCAGGCGACUGAACGUCAAAGCUGGGCAUCUUUGCAACAGGGCAUCUCAAGCGUUCUUGAGUCGAUGCACCCUUAUUGGAAGCAAGAGUCUGAGCUGGCUCAGCUUGUCGAGAACCACCGGGCUUUGAGUGCUGCGGACUAUUCAUUGACUAACGAGGAUUAUGCUCAACUGGAUCGGACAGUCCGCGCUCUGCAGGCCGUGCAAAAAGGAGUCUCUCAUAAUUCAGAGCACUCCCAGCGCCUAGGAGAGUUGAUUGAAUUCGUCCAACAGUUCCGCCAAGACUUCCCCAACCAAACGUCCGAGCAAUCCUUUGAGCGCAUUCAGGUCUUGCGCCGCUGGCUCUUCUGGCUGCCAGCCUCGAUGCUCCGGGGUAGUGACUCUGAUCUCAGUGCCCUUGCCAUCCUAUCUCAGUUCUUUGCCGUCGGCGUCGCUCUCGACCGUUUCUAUCCCGAAAUGGGCGGCGCAUACUUGGGCGCCCUGUCCAUCGGACCCAUUGAGGAGAUGUAUCGCAUCCUCGCCGCAAACAACGCCGCUGACCCGUUCAACCACGAGGUACGUCAGGCGAUGACCUUGAUGGACUUGCCGCGCCACAUCGUUGCACGAUAUCGCAGCCGCCUAGCCUGGUCUCCCCGCUCCUCCAUCGAUCACUACUCCCCCGGCCCGCCGAGUCCGUACCACGCUCUGCCCGAGUAUCCUCUUGCAUCUUCCUCUUCGCCCGCGUCCGCCUCUCCCUCAUACGCCGCCUACACUCCUCCUCUUCAGUCUCCUCCCGCUGUCACUGUUGCCGGCUCUCCCUUCCCUCUCGACAGCUACAUUACUGCCGCGCCUUCACACACUCUCCACCCUCCAUCACCGCAUCUUCUUGAUACCCAUGUCCCACAGCUGGGCCUUUCCAAUAUGAGGCACGCCGAGUCCAUUACACACUCCUCGGCCUUCACAACUCCCUAUGGUAGCGAAUUUCCUUGUGCCGACAUGCCUCGUGCAGGCAGCACUCUAGGACUUAAUAUGGAUGUCUAUUCACAAACACACCCGUUUGAAAUGCCAGGAAUGGCAGCAUCCGAAACAUGCUGGACCUGA